Brassica napus (rape) is the source of this 1366-nucleotide messenger RNA. Its product is annotated as salicylate/benzoate carboxyl methyltransferase. Gene Ontology annotation, biological process: methylation. The record is from RefSeq and is a predicted model, not a curated record. Gene Ontology annotation, molecular function: S-adenosylmethionine-dependent methyltransferase activity. The coding region runs from base 125 to 1159 and encodes 344 amino acids. NCBI's taxonomy places the organism in Eukaryota, Viridiplantae, Streptophyta, Magnoliopsida, Brassicales, Brassicaceae. The transcript has 5 exons.
CCUCUGAUCAAGUUCCAUCUCUCUAUAAAUAGAAAGUGUGUGAGGUGCAUUCUCAACACACACACACACACCAUCUUCUAACAAUUCUCAUUGAAUCUUUUUACUAGUAAGUACGAUAAACUUAAUGGGUUCAAGAUUUGUCGACACCAUUCCUUCCUUAAGCUGUGAUGAUGAUAAGAGUGAUGAUGAAUAUGCGUUUGUGAGAGCGCUACGUAUGAGUGGUGGAGAUGGAGCUAACAGUUACUCUGCCAAUUCCCUUCUUCAGGACAAAAAGGUGGCUAUAUCUGAGAUCAUCAACACCGUCAAUUUGUUGUGCCAACAAUUAAACAAAAACCCACCAGAAAUCGAUUGUUGUCUGAAUGAUCUCCCGGAGAAUGAUUUUAACACGACUUUCAAAUUCGUACCUUUCUUCAACAAUGAGCUCAUGAUCACAAACAAAUCAUCAUGUUUCGUCUAUGGAGCACCAGGCUCCUUCUACGCUAGGCUCUUCUCUCGCAACAGCCUCCAUUUUGUACAUUCCUGUUAUGCUCUCCAUUUUCUCUCUAAGGUUCCUGAAAAGCAUGUGAAUGAUAAGGGAAGUGUGUACAUAACAAGUUCAAGUCCUCAAAGUACAUACAAAGCUUACUUGAAUCAGUUUCAAAAAGACUUCACCCUGUUUCUAAGGUUACGUUCUGAAGAAAUUGUCUCUAAUGGACGCAUGGUUCUCACCUUCAUUGGUAGAAACACUCUUAACAGUGAUCCAUUGUAUAGAGAUUGUUGUCACUUUUGGACAUUACUAUCCAAAUCUCUCCGUGACCUAGUCUUCGAGGGCCACGUGAGUGAAUCAAAACUGGAUGAAUUCAACAUGCCGUUUUAUGAUCCAAACGAACAAGAACUCGAAGAAGUGAUACGAAACGAAGGCUCUUUUGAAAUCAAUGACUUAGAGAAACAUGUAUUCGACCUUGGCCUUAGUAACAACAACAACGAAGAAGAUGACUAUGAGGCAGGAUACAAUGAAGCCAAUUGUAUAAGAGCAGUUACUGAGCCAAUGCUCGUUGCCCACUUUGGAGAAGAUAUCAUCGAUAUUUUAUUUGAUAGGUAUGCACACCAUGUGGCCAACCACGGGAGCUGCAGAAACAAAACGAGUGUCACUCUUGUCGUUUCAUUGACUAAGAAGUAAUUAACUUUUGUGGGUAGUGCUUGUAUUUACUGUCUACUAUAUAUUGUUUCUCUUUUCAGUUCAUGUAUUCCAAGACAUGUAUUUAUGAUGCCAUUCUUAGUAUUGGAAAGUAAAUCGCGAUUGUACUAUGUUGUGUUUUGUUUGAUUUUAAGGUCACUUUGAUGUAAUUAACCUAUUAAUAAUAGCAAUCUCAAUUAAUGUUGAAAA